AUGGCACCAAAACAAAGCAACAAAGAACGCAACGGGGCUUUCAAUCAUGAAGUGUUGGAUCGCUUACCAUUGAAGGGACCAGACACUGUGAAAUUUAAGAUAUUUGAUUGUCUUGCAAUACUGUACCGCCUCUCUUAUACUAACGAUGAUAUAAUAGAAGAGUCUCAGAUAAAUCAUAAAUUUUUAAAACAAAUCUUUCAACAAUACGGCAAUGAGUAUAAUGAAUAUGCCACAGAGAUGGAAACUGUUCCUCCAAAGCUUGAAAAUGACGAUAAGAAAGAUCAUGUAAAGGAUAAUAAUGAUAACGUUGAUGACAUAAGGAUAAUAAAUGACGUUGCGGAGAAUGCAAUUAUUAGUAUAACAAGAGAAUUAUGCGAAGCGCACAAAAAGUCAGUUUCUGAUGCUCUUCAAAAAAUGGAGAUGAUGGCAAAUGAUGAUAAAAGAAAAUUGAAGAGGAAAGAUAUGGAGACAUUGGAUCUAUUGAGGCAACAGAUGAGAUCUGAGGUGGAGGCAUUUUUCCAAAGAGUUCCAACUGGCGGGAUGAAACCAACAUCCACAGCAAGAGCCAGUAACAGCAGUACCAUUACCAUUGGAAGCACUACGAAACAUAAAAAACAUAAAGAGAGUAGAUCUAAAAAUAAAAAGAGAAGAAUCGAAGACAGAACAAAUGCUGAUGGCAAUUAUCAAAAUAUAGUUGAUUAUAGUUUUGUUGAUUUAAAGAAAUCGAAAAUCGAUAGGUAUGAACCUUAUCAAUCAUACUUAAACAAGUGA
Molecule: messenger RNA, 771 nt
Organism: Tetrapisispora phaffii CBS 4417
Lineage: Eukaryota; Fungi; Ascomycota; Saccharomycetes; Saccharomycetales; Saccharomycetaceae
Exons: 1
Coding region: 1-771 (256 amino acids)
Source: RefSeq, a predicted model, not a curated record